AUGAGGAGAACAACUCCUGUAGCCAUUACUACGGCAUGCAGAACAGCUAGUCUUGUAUGCAGCAAGACAUUUCAUAAAGAUUAUGUAGUGAGAGGCCGUGCAGAAACUGAUGCGAACUUAAUCUGUCGUGGGUUUCACCUUCAACCUCAGUGUCGUCAGAUCCACGCCUGCACAUAUAAGUAUGAAAGGUUUCAUGCGAAAUACAAUAAGUGUUCACAACAUACUUUGGGACGAAUGUUUUCUUCUUCCAACAUUCAUUGCUACAGCACAAAACCUGCUGAUGUGAACCCUUUAUUAAAACAUUUACAAAGGCGAAUAAAAAUGGCAGGGCCCAUAACGGUUGCAGACUAUAUGAAGGAAGUUCUUACAAAUUCUGUCUCAGGCUACUACAUGAACAGAGAUGUGUUUGGUGCCGCAGGUGACUUCAUCACAUCACCAGAAAUCAGUCAGAUGUUUGGAGAGGUUUUUGGUGUAUGGGUGGUUAACGAAUGGCUGAAUCACUAUGACAACCAGCAGAUACAGAUUGUUGAGCUAGGACCUGGGCGGGGAACGCUGGCAGACGACAUGCUCAGAGUUUUCUCACAGUUUCCUGCUAUAAAAGAUAAAAUCAGCGUCCACCUGGUGGAAGUGAGUCCAGCACUGAGCCGCAUGCAGGCUGCUAAAGUGACUGGCAGAGACAUCUCAGACAUUGACGACAAAUUUGUGGACACCGCUGAACUAAGGGCGGAGCCAUACCAACAGUUACCAUCUAAAUAUGGACCCCUGGUGUCAUGGUACAGAAGUUUGGCAGAUGUGCCUCAUGGGCUUUCAUGUUACGUAGCUCAUGAAUUCCUGGAUGCACUCCCAAUUCACAAGUUUCAUAAAACAGAACAUGGCUGGAGAGAGGUUUUAGUGGACGUCGACGCUGCUAAUGAUUCACUCAGGUUUGUGUUAGCUCCAGGACCAACUCCAGCUAGUGUCGCCUACUUAAAAAGUGUUCAGAGCAGUGAGAAAACCAAUGUGGAAAUUUGCCCCAGUGCAGGGUUGAUAGUGCAGGAAAUCUGCCAGCGAAUCGGGCAACAUGGCGGACUGUCUUUACUGGCAGACUACGGGCAUACUGGAGAAAAAGGAGGCACUUUUCGGGCAUUCAAGAACCAUGCUCUCCAUGACCCCCUGGUUGACCCUGGCACUGCUGACCUUACUGCAGAUGUAGACUUUUCUUAUCUCAAAAACAUGGUUUCCGACAAUGAUGGUGUGAGUGUUUUCGGCCCCAUUACUCAAGCCAGGUUUCUCAGCAACAUGGGCAUAGGACUACGAUUACAGACCUUGCUACAGAAUGCCAGCCAAGACCAUUGGUCCGACCUGGUGUCUGGCUAUAAAAUGCUGACUUCUCCAGAACAGAUGGGAGAGCGGUUCAAGUUUAUGAGUAUCCUGCCCAAGUUACGUGAUGCUUACGUUCCAGCCGGUUUUGUUGAUCUUGACUUCAAUGUAGUCUCAGAUAGGCAAAGCAAAUAA
Molecule: messenger RNA, 1494 nt
Organism: Candidula unifasciata
Lineage: Eukaryota; Metazoa; Mollusca; Gastropoda; Stylommatophora; Geomitridae
Source: the annotation of a GenBank genome assembly